Molecule: messenger RNA, 523 nt
Organism: Fulmarus glacialis (Northern fulmar)
Lineage: Eukaryota; Metazoa; Chordata; Aves; Procellariiformes; Procellariidae
Product: H/ACA ribonucleoprotein complex subunit 4
Exons: 4
Biological process (GO): rRNA pseudouridine synthesis; mRNA pseudouridine synthesis; snRNA pseudouridine synthesis
Cellular component (GO): box H/ACA snoRNP complex
Molecular function (GO): RNA binding; pseudouridine synthase activity
Source: RefSeq, a predicted model, not a curated record
GCAAUAGAAACUCUGACAGGUGCACUGUUUCAGCGACCACCCCUCAUUGCUGCUGUCAAACGACAACUGAGAGUCAGAACCAUCUAUGAGAGCAAGCUGGUGGAGUAUGAUCCUGAGAGAAGAUUAGGUAUCUUCUGGGUGAGCUGUGAAGCAGGCACAUAUAUCCGAACACUCUGUGUUCACCUUGGUUUGCUGCUUGGUGUGGGGGGCCAGAUGCAAGAGCUCCGCAGAGUGCGCUCAGGCAUCCUGGGAGAGAAGGACAACAUGGUGACUAUGCAUGAUGUACUGGAUGCACAGUGGCAGUAUGACAACAACAAGGAUGACAGCUACCUGCGAAGAGUUAUCCUGCCGUUGGAGAAACUGCUGAUUUCACACAAGCGGCUAGUCAUGAAAGACAGUGCGGUCAAUGCCAUUUGCUAUGGAGCCAAGAUCAUGCUGCCUGGUGUCCUGAGGUAUGAAGAUGGUAUUGAGCUUAAUCAGGAGAUUGUUGUCAUCACUACGAAAGGAGAAGCUAUUUGCCUAG